GCACAGAAGAAAUUUAAUGGAGUGAUUACUAUGCAUUAUAUUCUCGUUAAACCUCCUACAAUGAAGUUGGUGUUGUCAGCGUUUCUCUUUUAGAAGAUACGACGAUGAUGUUAUAGUUAUUUUUGUGGAUUUAAAAAAAUGGGUUCAUCUAUAAGCUUGACUGAUAAAGUUCAACCUCAAGAGAUUCCUUUUGGUAAUAAUCCUGAAGAAAGCGAAACUCAUCCAAAAAAAGAUAGACAAUGCACAGAUAUUUUCUUCUUGAUACUCAUGUCUUUAGCUCUUAUUGUUUUGAUAAUUUUAUCAACUUAUUGCAUUUAUUACGGUAACAUUUACAGGAUUUUGUACGGUUAUAACGAUUGUGCCGAUGUCUGUGGUAUACAAAAUUUCAGAGAAAAAGAUCUUAAAUUCGAAUGUAAAGGAAGCGAUAUGAAGUUUAACAAAUAUUUGAUGAUAUUAAACGCAAGUGACACCCAAGGAAAUUCUAAUGGAGUAACGAGAGUUUGUGUAUCAAGUUGUUAUGAUCACCCCGGAUACCGAGAAUUAUUUCACCGUUGCAUUCCCGAAAAAAGUACAUUAAUCGUAAAUCAAUUUGUAUCAAAAUUGGGUUGGAACGAUUUCUUUCAAGAAGCCGCCGAAGACUUGGGAAAUAAUUGGAAAGAAAUUUUAUAUUUAUGCCUUAUUGGGCUUGUUUUUUCACUUGUACUAGUUUUAUUACUUCGAUUUUUCGUGGGAUUUUUAGUAUGGACUGUAGUGAUUGGAGUCGCUUUAGCCUCAAUAAUAGGAACGAUUAAUUUAUGGAUUUUAUACAGCCAAAUUGACAAUGAUAUCAACAACAAAUCCGCUCAAUUAGUCUCAAUUGUUGAAUCAACGAAUAAAUGGAGCAUUCUCUCCUUCGCUAUUAUAGUAACAAUAAUAAGCGUUUGCGUGGUUGUUUUGAUAAUAGCCUUAAGAAAUAGGAUUAAAUUGGUGGUUCAAUUAUUUAAAGAAGCGGGAAAAGCUAUUGCGUCUAUGCCACUACUUUUAUUACAACCAUUUUUGACGUUAUUUUCGUUAGCUGUGGUGAUGAUUUCUUGGUUAUACCUCGCACUUUGGAUUCAAAGUGCUGGUCAUCUCACGUAUAUCAGGCAAAACUUUUUUGUGUAUUUAGCUGAUACCCCAAUGAAAAUCGCUCGAUUUUGGAAUUUCUUUUUAAUGUUAUGGAUGUGCCAAUUUGUUAUUGGGUGUCAACAUAUGGUUUUAGCCGGAGCUGUUUCAACUUGGUAUUUUACCAGGAAUAAAUCUAAUCUUGGAGAUCCAAUUUUAUACAGCCAUUAUAAUCUUAUGAAAUACCAUUUAGGAUCGAUUAGUUUUGGGUCUUUAUUAAUAGCGACUAUCAUGUUUGUGAGGUUAUUAUUAGCUUUUUUACAAAAGCAAUUAGUGAAUAAGACUAAUUCUUGUGCGAAGUAUAUGUUGAAAUGUUGCCAAUGUUGUCUUUAUUGUUUUGAGAAGUUACUAAAAUAUAUUAGUAGAAACGCAUACAUUGAAAUAGCAAUGUACGGCCAAAACUUUUAUAAUUCGGGAAAACGCGCGUUUCAAAUUUUAGCAGCAAACAGUUUAAGAGUUGCUGUUAUUAAUUCCGUUGGGGAUUUCGUGCUGUUUUUAGGAAAAGUAUUAGUUGUUUUAGCUACAGUAUUUAUUGGAAUUGAAAUAUUCGAGAGAAAAGAAGGAGUUCAACACAUUUGGGUUCCUUUAUUCGUUGUUGCAAUCUUCACUUAUUACAUAGCUCAUUGUUUUAUUACAGUUUAUGAAAUGGCAAUUGACACAAUUUUUCUAUGUUUUUGCGAGGAUUGCUCUCAAAACGAUGGAUUAUCCAAACCUUAUUAUAUGUCAAAAGGAUUAAUGAGCUUCGUGGAAAAUUCAAAAAAAAUCAUCGAAGAAUCCAAAGCGAAAUCGUGGGCUUAAAACGCAUUACAUAAAAAUAUUAUAAUUAUUUUUGAUGUAUUAAGUAAGUAAUUAAAAAAGAUAAUUUCA
Messenger RNA from Onthophagus taurus, 2010 nucleotides. Its product is annotated as choline transporter-like protein 1. NCBI's taxonomy places the organism in Eukaryota, Metazoa, Arthropoda, Insecta, Coleoptera, Scarabaeidae. Gene Ontology annotation, molecular function: transmembrane transporter activity. The record is from RefSeq and is a predicted model, not a curated record. Gene Ontology annotation, biological process: transmembrane transport. Gene Ontology annotation, cellular component: membrane.